UAAAGAAAAGGCAUAUUUUGGCCGGUCAACUGUUUGGCAAAGUAUGGUUGUCAAUUGACCAAAAUAAAACGGCGUCUGCUCUCUCUGCUCAUCCGACAAUGCAACCCCUAUCCCGCCACGUAGCAGUGAUCGGCGCCGGCGCCGCAGGCCUGGUCGCCGCACGUGAGCUCCGGCGGGAAGGUCACACUGUCGUCGUCUUCGAGCGAGGAGACCAAAUCGGUGGCACGUGGGUGUACACUCCAGAAGUGGAGUCCGACCCAAUUGGUCUCCACCCAAACAGAAACAUAGUCCACUCGAGCAUGUACCAGUCUCUCAGGACCAACCUCCCCAGAGAGAUCAUGGGCUUCCGGGACUACCCAUUUGCGGCCAAGGAACAGGAUGAAGAUGGAGACCCGAGAAGGUUUCCGGGUCAUAGAGAAGUGUUGAAGUACUUGAAUGGUUUUGCUAAGGACUUUGGGAUUUGUGAGAUUGUGAGGUUUGAGAGUGAGGUGGUGUUUGUGGGUUUGGUGGAGGGUGGAAAAUGGAAGGUGAAGUCCAAGAGGAAGAGAGGUGACGAUAUGGAGGAGGUUUAUGAUGCUGUGGUUGUCUGUAAUGGUCAUUUUACUGAGCCUCGUGUGGCCCAGAUUCCAGGCAUCAGCUCAUGGAAAGGAAAGCAAGUUCACAGCCACAAUUAUCGGACUCCUGAGCCAUUUCGAGAUCAGGUUGUAAUUUUGAUAGGCAGCUCAGCUAGUGCUAUUGAUAUUUCUCGGGACAUAGCUGGAGUUGCCAAAGAAGUCCACAUUGCAUCUAGAUCUGUUGCCACUGAAACCAUGGAAAAGAAACCUGGCUAUGAUAACAUGUGGCUUCAUUCUAUGAUCAAAAGUGUCCAUGAAGAUGGUAGUGUGGUUUUCCCAGAUGGGAGUGUUGUACUUGCUGACAUCAUUCUUCAUUGCACAGGGUACAAAUAUCAUUUCCCUUUUCUUGAAACCAAUGGCAUUGUAACUGUGGAUGACAACCGUGUUGGGCCACUGUAUAAACAUAUCUUUCCUCCAGCAUUGGCUCCCUCACUUUCCUUUGUUGGGAUACCUUUUAAGGUCGUUCCUUUUGCCAUGUAUGAAUUUCAAAGUAAGUGGAUAGCAGGUAUUUUGUCGAAUCGAAUUGCACUUCCAUCCAAAGAGGAGAUGAUGGAGGAUGUCCAAAUUUUCUGCUCGUUGCAGGAAGCUUCUGGUAUACCUAAACGAUUCACCCAUAUGAUAGGUGAUUACCAGUUUGAAUAUGAUGAUUGGCUUGCAUCUCACUGUGGGUGUCCAGUCUCUGAGGAAUGGAGACAGCAAAUGUGGUUGGCCACUUUUAAGAAUGCUCGUCUCCGAGGACCAUUGUACCAGGAAGAGUGGGAUGAUCACCAUUUAAUAUUGCAAGCUCAGGAGGACUUCAGGAAAUACACCUUCAAUGGAGUUAGAAUGAUAACUGAUACAAGUGACAGACUGCCCAGAUAAUUGUGAAAGUGAAAAUGUGAAAUGAAGCAACUUCCUCAUUUCUUUUGACAUUUGGUAGUCUUGAUUUGCUUCUGUACCUUAAGUUAGAAACGAGUUUCCCUGCAAAAAUGGUUUGGGUUCAAAUCACAAAUCUUGUGUUA
Rosa chinensis is the source of this 1615-nucleotide messenger RNA. RefSeq names its product flavin-containing monooxygenase FMO GS-OX-like 4. Bases 99 to 1475 code for a protein of 458 amino acids. Gene Ontology annotation, molecular function: NADP binding; flavin adenine dinucleotide binding; N,N-dimethylaniline monooxygenase activity. Lineage: Eukaryota; Viridiplantae; Streptophyta; Magnoliopsida; Rosales; Rosaceae. The record is from RefSeq and is a predicted model, not a curated record. The transcript is spliced from 7 exons.